CGUCCACUCUCCACAACAACUCACAGCACCGCCAGCGCGGCCACUACACGAGCAGCGCGAGAAGCCUACCACCGGCAGCGCUACAUUCGACUGCAAGACCCCCGCGUCUCCCGCCCUCAGCCUUCCUCUUCACCACCCCUCCCCACCCACCACCAUGUUCGGCUUCCUCGGCAACGUCUUCUACGCGGCGCUGCUGCUCACCAACGCGAUUGCGAUUUUGAACGAGGAGCGCUUUUUGGCGAAGAUCGGAUGGUCCGCCAAGGCCCCAGCAACGGCCAACUCGGGCUUCGGCGCCACGCCCGACGCAUACGGCGGCAACCAGGGCUUUGAUAGCCCCGAAGGCGUGAGCCUCAAGGCUAAGGUUGUGAACUUGAUCAGCGCGGUGCGAACCUUGAUGCGGUUGCCGCUGAUCGUCGUGAACGCGUUUGUGAUCCUGUAUCUGAUCAUUAUCCCAUGAGGUGGUGGCAGAGGCGGAGCCGGAGGAGGGAAGUGUAGACGAGGAGGAGGAGGCCGAGGACGCGGACGGCGGCAGAGUCUAAUUCAUAUGCAUUAUUACGUCCAUC
Vanrija pseudolonga is the source of this 563-nucleotide messenger RNA. RefSeq names its product Protein transport protein yos1 (gene yos1). Gene Ontology annotation, cellular component: Golgi membrane; endoplasmic reticulum membrane; COPII-coated ER to Golgi transport vesicle. The transcript is spliced from 4 exons. The record is from RefSeq and is a predicted model, not a curated record. NCBI's taxonomy places the organism in Eukaryota, Fungi, Basidiomycota, Tremellomycetes, Trichosporonales, Trichosporonaceae. Gene Ontology annotation, biological process: endoplasmic reticulum to Golgi vesicle-mediated transport. Bases 155 to 457 code for a protein of 100 amino acids.